AUGCCGCUGGAGAUGGUGUGCCGUUGGCGCCGCGCCGCGGACCGCGCCGCAUGUGCGCCCAGGCGCUUCACGCAGUUGCACAGGGUGCCUUGGCUCCUGGUGCUGGACUUCUUGAUCGAGGUGCCCACGGAGCUGGACGAGGCGGCCGCCAUCGGCAUGGAAAGCCUCGGACGGCUCAGCAACUGCAGCCGGCUGCUUCGCAGCUGCAUCGACGACCGGGUUCUAGACUGCUUCUUCUCCGUGGUUCAUCAGUCCCAGCUUUUCAUGAGCACCCGCGCGGCCAGCCUGGGUCGUCAUCCGAACCUCAUCCUACGGGGACGAAUAUGGCAGGCCUACGAGGAAUCCCGAUGGGAGCGCGACGAGAUGCACGUCACUCUCGGCGAGCAGAUCCAGGACCAGCAGGAGCGACUCCGCGAGCUUGGGGAGUGCAUGCUUGAGGUCAGAGGCCCUCGAUCAGCUCGACGACUUGUCGCUGAGACGGUGAGGGUUUUCCUGCAGCACGAACUGUUGGACGUCAACGUGCACUUGCGACUCCUGGAGAGAAGCUUAGCGUAG
Symbiodinium sp. CCMP2592 is the source of this 555-nucleotide messenger RNA. The record is from the annotation of a GenBank genome assembly. Lineage: Eukaryota; Dinophyceae; Suessiales; Symbiodiniaceae.